Strongyloides ratti is the source of this 528-nucleotide messenger RNA. RefSeq lists its product as hypothetical. Bases 1 to 528 code for a protein of 175 amino acids. NCBI's taxonomy places the organism in Eukaryota, Metazoa, Nematoda, Chromadorea, Rhabditida, Strongyloididae. The record is from RefSeq and is a predicted model, not a curated record. The transcript is spliced from 2 exons.
AUGCAAGGUGGAAAUGAUAUCUUUGAUAGUGUUGUUGAAAAUUCUUUCUAUUUUCUUUUUAAUACAACAAUGAUUUGUAUAAUUAUAUUAUUUUUAUCAUGUGGAUUUGGUGUUAUUGUUAUAAUAAGUAAUAUAGUUGCUCAAAUAAUUACUUCAGUGGGACAAAGUAUUGUAGCAUGGAUUAGGGUGAAAAAAAAUACUACUUCAAAAGACAUUCCAGAAAGUAUUUUAGAAUCAUCUUCAAGAGAAAGAAUUAAUUUUCAAUUAAAUGACACUUCAAUGAUUAACAGGACACCAUCAAAUAUGGAUAGUAUACAGUUGGAAUCAUCUUCAGAUGCAGGAAAUGCUUCUUUAAAUUCAGUUGAUUUAAAUGAUAGAACACAUUCUGAUACAAUUUUUAGUGAAUAUAAUACACUAAAUAAUACUCAGGCUGCAAAAUGUUACUCUACAUUUUCUACAAAAAUUAAUACUAAUACUAGUAUAUUUUCUCCUUUUGCUUACAGUAAGAAGCCAAAAUAUAUUGUAUAG